Molecule: messenger RNA, 4040 nt
Organism: Scatophagus argus
Lineage: Eukaryota; Metazoa; Chordata; Actinopteri; Scatophagidae
Gene: rbp3
Product: retinol binding protein 3
Exons: 5
Coding region: 19-3624 (1201 amino acids)
Biological process (GO): proteolysis
Molecular function (GO): retinol binding; serine-type peptidase activity
Source: RefSeq, a predicted model, not a curated record
AACACACCACUACUACUGAUGCUUUUCCUAUGUACUGUAUCAGUUAACUCAUCAUUUCAGCCUGCUCUGGUGUUAGAAAUGGCCAAAAUUCUUUGGGAAAACUACUGCCUCCCCGAAAACCUGGUUGGGAUGCAGGAGGCCAUCCAACAAGCCAUUAACAGCGGAGAGAUCCUGAAGAUUUCAGAGCGGAAGACCCUGGCAGCUGUGCUAACAGUCGGAGUACAAGGGGCAUUGAAUGAUCCACGGUUGACUGUGUCAUACGAGCCCAAUUUUGUCCCAGUGAUGCCUCAGAUGCUGCCGUCUCUCCCCAUAGAGCAGCUGAUCUGGCUGGUGAGAAACUCUGUCAAGCUCGACAUCUUGGACAACAAUGUUGGAUAUUUGCGGAUUGAUCGAAUAAUUGGGGAGGAGACAGCAACAAAGCUUGGCUCUCUGCUAAGGGACAACAUCUGGGACAAAGUUGCUGAAACAUCUUCACUGAUCUUUGACUUGAGGUACAGCACAGCUGGAGAAUUAUCGGGAGUUCCCUUUAUAAUUUCCUAUUUCUCUGCUUCUGAGCCCCUCAUUCAUAUUGACACUGUGUAUGACAGGCCCUCAAAUACAACCAGGGAACUGUGGACCUUGCCCUCGAUUACUGGGGAAAAGUAUGGUAAGAAGAAAGAUGUGGUUAUUUUGACCAGUAAGCGUACCAUGGGCGCUGCUGAAGCGGUGGCAUAUACAUUAAAAAACCUAAAGAGGGCCAUCAUAGUCGGGGAAAGGUCUGCUGGUGGGUCAGUUAAAGUCCAAAAGAUGAGGAUUGCUCAGUCAGAGUUCUACAUCACAGUUCCUGUGGCAAGAUCAGUAAGCCCAAUCACAGGUAAGAGCUGGGAAGUCAGUGGUGUUUCGCCAACAGUCAGUGUCAUUGCCAAGGAAGCUGUCACAAAAGCCAGGUCUCUUCUGGCUGUAAGGAGCACCAUUCCAACGGUUGUGCAGGCUAUAUCUGACAUAAUCAGGAGGUUCUAUGCUUUCAAUGACAGAGUUCCAGUUCUUCUUCAACAUCUGCAAUCUAUAGACCUAUUCUCUGUUGUAUCUGAGGAGGACCUAGCAGUCAGACUCAACCACGACCUCCAGACUGUGUCUGAAGAUCCACGUCUGACCAUCAAAUAUAUGCAAGACAAUGCUGCCAUAGUAGAGGAGGACCCUGAGCUCUACAACACUCCAGGUGAUGUGACAUUAUUAACAGACUUGGUUGAUACAGUGUUCAAAGUGGAAAUUCUCCCACAAAAUACUGGUUACCUCCGCUUUGACAAGUUUGUCAAGUGGUCUGCGGGGUCUAAACUAGAAGACCUCUUGGCUAAAAAGGUAUGGGAGCCCCUUAAAAACACUAAUAACCUGAUUAUUGAUCUGCGCUAUAAUACCGGUGGAUCUUCUACAUCUCUUGCACUCAUACUGUCCUAUCUGCAGGACUCUUCCCAGAAGCACCACUUUUUCACAAUAUAUGACAGUAUUCAGAACACAACAACAGAAUAUGACUCUCUUCAGCAAAUUACAGGCCCAUCCUAUGGCUCCAAACGUGGGGUUUAUGUGUUGACCAGCUACUACACAGCAAGCGUUGGCGAAGAGUUUGCUUACCUGAUACAGUCCCUGCACUGCGGCACAGUCAUUGGGGAAAUUACAUCCGGCAACCUGAUGCACUCAAAGACGUUUCACAUAGAGGGCACAGAUAUUGCCAUCACUGUCCCUUUCAUAAACUUUUUAGACAACAAUGGUGAAUGUUGGCUGGGUGGUGGGGUGGUCCCUGAUGCUAUUGUUCUAGCUGAGGAAGCGGUGGAGCAUGUUUAUGAGGUUGCAAAAUUUCAUCAAGGGCUCAGGUCUGUCAUAGAGGGAACUGGGGAACUGUUAGAAAAAUACUAUGCAAUCCAUGAAGUUGCACUAGAGACCAGCAAGGUACUGUUGAGCAAAUGGGCUGUAGGAUUGUAUCGGGCAGUGGUUGACUUUGAAUCUUUGGCAUCACAGUUGACGGCAGACCUGCAAGAGACUUCAGGUGAUCACCGACUUCAUGUUUUCCACUGUGAUGUUGAGCCUGAGUCGCUUCAUGACGUCCCAAAGAUCCCUACUGCUGAAGAAGUGGGAUUCAUGAUUGAUGCUUUGUUUAAAAUUGAGCUUCUGCCAGGUAAUGUUGGCUACCUAAGGUGUGACAUGAUGGCAGAUAUAGAGGUGGUAAAGGCUACUGGACCGCAGCUGAUAAAAUUAGUGUGGAGCAAGAUGGUUAACACAGAUGCCCUCAUAAUUGACAUGAGAUACAACACUGGUGGAUAUUCAACAGCAAUUCCCCUCUUGUGCACCUAUUUUUUUGAUGCUGAACCUUUGCAGCAUCUUUACACUGUCUUCGACCGCACCACAAGCACCAUGACAGAGGUCAUGACAUUGCCUCAAAUCAGGGGUCAAAGGUAUGGGUCCUCCAAGGACGUCUACAUCCUCACCAGUCACAUGACAGGGUCAGCAGCUGAAGUGUUCAUCCGCACUAUGAAGGACCUAAAUAGAGCCACAGUCGUUGGAGAACCAACGAUUGGAGGAUCUCUAUCAAGUGGAACCUAUCAGAUUGGAGACAGUGUCCUGUAUGCUUCCAUACCCAACCAAGUUGUGUUGAGUGCAAUCACUGGGAAAGUGUGGAGCAUUUCAGGGGUUGAGCCUCAUGUUAUUGUCAACGCAGAGGAUGCCCUUGCUACCGCUAUCAAGAUCGUAAACCUUCGUGCCCAAGUUCCAGCCAUUAUUGAGGGAUCAGCAACCCUGAUUGCUGACAACUAUGCCUUUGAAGAUAUCGGUGCUGAUGUUGCAGAAAAGUUGAAAGGGCUCUUAGCAAAGGGCGAGUACAGCUCAGUCGUCUCCAAAGAGAGUCUGGAGGCAAAGCUGUCUGCUGACCUGAAGACCCUGUCUGGGGACAAGAGUCUGAAGACAACCAAGAACACCCCAGUCCUGCCACCCAUGAAUUAUUCUCCAGAAAUGUACAUUGAGCUGAUCAAAGUCUCCUUCCACACUGAUGUAUUUGAGAACAACAUUGGCUACUUGCGUUUUGAUAUGUUUGGAGACUUUGAGGAGGUCAAGGCCAUCGCUCAGAUUAUUGUUGAGCACGUUUGGAACAAAGUUGUCAACACUGAUGCUCUGAUCAUUGACCUCAGGAACAACGUUGGUGGCCCAACAACAGCCAUCUCAGGAUUCUGCUCUUACUUCUUUGAUGCUGACAAACAGAUUGUGCUGGACAAGCUGUAUGACAGACCAUCACGCACCACCACAGAGCUCCAGACACUGCCUGUCCUCACUGGCACAAGAUAUGGCUCAAAGAAAAGUCUGAUCAUUCUGACCAGUGGAGCAACUGCCGGUGCUGCAGAGGAGUUCGUUUACAUCAUGAAGAAGCUUGGCCGUGCCAUGAUCGUGGGAGAGACCACUGCUGGGGCCUCCCACCCACCCAAAACAUUCGGUGUUGGAGAAACCGACAUCUUCCUCAGCAUCCCCACUGUCCACUCUGACACUACUGCCGGUCCAGCCUGGGAGGGAGCUGGCAUUGCACCUCACAUACCUGUCUCAGCUGACGCUGCACUCGAGACCGCUAAGGGCAUUUUAAACAAGCACUUCGCAGGGCAGAAGUAAACCAUGUCCUGAACAAAGCCAGGAGGAUUUCAGCAGUCACUUUUGCUUUGGCAGCCAAAUGGUUUCAAAAUGUAGAAUUGUUUAAGCAGUGAAGAAUGUAGAUUAACUACAGUACAAAGUGUAGCCUGUUUUUCGUCAUCUCAAAACCUAAGCCUUUUUAGCCUGUCUGUAAUGUAGAGUAAAGUUUCAGCAGUCUGGCUGUCGAAGGUUUUGAGAAUGAAUGGUGUGGAGGAUGUGGCAUGAAUAAGUCUGUGUCAAAGAUUUUGGAAGUGGGACCUCUGUGAAGUAAGCCACUUAUUGCUCUGGUCAGAAUAUCCUCAUGUGAUGUCUUCAUUGUGUAUGGGAAAUACUGUUUGUCCAUUACGCCAUGUGGGAAUACUUUGGUUGUAUCAAUGUCAGUGGUGAAACCUAAUAAA